Messenger RNA from Mizuhopecten yessoensis (Yesso scallop), 2155 nucleotides. RefSeq lists its product as uncharacterized. NCBI's taxonomy places the organism in Eukaryota, Metazoa, Mollusca, Bivalvia, Pectinida, Pectinidae. The coding region runs from base 29 to 2086 and encodes 685 amino acids. The record is from RefSeq and is a predicted model, not a curated record. The transcript is spliced from 2 exons.
AAACAUUGCGGACCAGCUAGCCGUCAAGAUGACGACGUGCAAGUGUAUGCUGUCCCUGUUGUUGCUCAGCCUGCUCGCUGUUACCGCAGCCGUCCACCAGGCAGAGAUAGACAAGCUUGUCAAGGACAUCGAAGAGCUCGCCAGACAUCUGAUGCUUCAACAGUUGGUCAUUGAAGAGAGGAUCCGGUCCGACGGAAAUUCAGGGGUGAAGCAGAUCAGAGGCACACAUAAAGGAACAAGAGCCUACUUUGGAGACACAUUCAACAUGGGAUCGAUGUUGUCUAUCCACGACCAUACGAACUACGACCGGACCGUUGGUAUGGGUGAGUUCAGUGCUGUUAUGAAUGGAUUAGAGUUCAGGACAAGACACAACGAUUACAAACUUCGCAUGCCAAGUGAAAAUAGCACUAAAUUCCAUCUUCUUCAAGAUUUACCGUUCCCGGAAGUUCCGCCAUCAGUUAUGGCAAAGCAUAGCGUGCCAGACCAGAUCAAGGAAAUGCGUGAGUACUUCAGAGCCUUUAAGGAGCAGAACUCGUCUAUCCGCCAUGAUUACGCUAACUACUUCAAGCCGGUAAUGUGUUAUGUUGAAGGCGCCUGGACCACGGACACGAAAUCCAUCAGUGAACCAUUUCACAGCGACCGUCAUUUCUUGGAUGCGUCCAGUUGGUUCGAUCUCCUGGAGAAGGUUCGAUUCACAUCCUACACUGGUGGGAAAAGCAACUUCGAAAACUACAGCUUUCUUCCAACAACAAUUACAGAUGUCGUUAACGGAAAUCCGGUUUAUGCGCAGUGGAAUUAUAGGAUAAUUUGCCACCCUAUCCGUACCAGAAUGGGGCUCAGUAGUUUAGCUCUUAUUGACGAUCUAGGUAUCCGGAUGGCCCAUAGGUACUCCUUUGAAAAAGCAAACCAUGCGAGAACCGCUCGAUAUCGACUUACUCCUCGUAGCUUUAACCGGUAUAACAGUACAAAUCAGGCUUCUAGUACUCUUAACCUCGAAUAUACCGGAGUGGAACUUCUCGACAGUAUAAUGAAUGAGAUUCCGGGCAAAGACAACUACCAUCAUACCCUGACGGACGAUGCUUUUGGACAGACGGAAUACAAUAUGCUCAACAGUGGCAAAAGCCCACAAAACGCUGCCUACUACCAUCACCUUACUGACUCCAAACUUCCUAACGCGCAGGGAGAUCACAUCUAUUAUAAGGGAUUCUCAGACGAAAAUCUUUGGGUAGCUGAAACAACUCAACCACGAGUAGCCCCAAUGACUGUGACAUCCUGUCAGUUCAACGCCAGUGUGGGGGAUGUGACCUGUAACAAUCACACCGUCCGCUACUCCUACGCUGUACCACUGGAGAUCAUCUGGAUGACACCCCUGUACACGUGGAAUCCCUACGGUCUCGUUUUUCAUACUGAUAACAAUGUUCCGCCAAAAAACGGGAGGACCGGAGGUACAAACGCCACAACGGCUUUCAACGGGACAAGCAGAUCUUACUACUACUACACACCUAACGAUUUCUUCAAGAGCAACGAGGUCGGACGGGAUCCCGCAGACACAGCAAAGGACGUGGUUGGAGUUCUUGACAAGCACGGGCACGUGAAGAUCGUCAAACCGUCAGGCACGCGCAUCAUGCUUCCAGAAAUUGAUGGGGUUGGAAAGAUUCGAACCCGGUAUCCUGUUGCCCCAUCUCAUCAUGAGGGGAGUCCAAUGUAUAAAGAAGUUGAUGCCUUAAAGGAAAUGAUACUCGACAUACCAAAAAAUCUGAAAUUCUUCGAAUCUCCUCCAUUCGGGUCACACAACGUUCAGACACACAACCCAGAUGAUAGCCUUCAGCAUUUCACCACAACGUUCACCCAUAAGACCCCUCCCGGUCUUCACCAACAUGACGUCUACGUUGACGCGCAUGACUGGUCGAUGCUCCAACGCAACAGUAAGGUCAUGGCCAUUACCACCAACGACAACGAACACAGCCAUACACUGCAGCUACAGCGAGACGCACACAACCAUAACCAAAUCAACAUCAUCUCGUGUGACAACGUCCCACACUGCUGGGACGGACACGCAAACGUUCUCCUGCACAUGACGGACUAGGUGCCGAUGCCACUGAACAGGAAUGUCACAUAAACCAUAAAGGAAAAUAAAAUAAAAUUGCAAUUGUAC